This is a messenger RNA of Drosophila elegans, 1084 nucleotides long. RefSeq lists its product as uncharacterized. The coding region runs from base 591 to 953 and encodes 120 amino acids. The record is from RefSeq and is a predicted model, not a curated record. Lineage: Eukaryota; Metazoa; Arthropoda; Insecta; Diptera; Drosophilidae. The transcript is spliced from 3 exons.
CUAAGUUUAAGUACCAAACCAAACCCAAGCAUUGUUACAAAAUAUCAUACUGAUAUAUAGUUACGACUUCUGAACCUUGGCUGGCUUGGCAAAGUAAAGUAUUAUAAAUUCUCGCAUUCGAGAAUUUUUAAGGACUUGGAAAUUUAAUUUGUUAUUAAUAGUUACAACCCCAAAUUGAAAAGAUUUUCGAAAUUUCCCUGAGAUUUUCCCCGAAGCUUAUUUGACACAGAAACCCCCAAAGACUAGACGCUCCAAUAGAUGCAAUUACUGUCAAUCAGCAUCGUUGGGGGGCAAUUAUUAAAUCCAGUCAAUACCGAUGGAAAUAGUCACAACACGAGUGGUGGAAACCCGUUUUGGGGCGUUUGCCGACAGCACAUCAGCAAUAUCAUAAAUAUAUCUCUCUCAAUUUCUAUCUAUCCGAAGAAUAAGUGGUGCGGAAUCGCUAGAUCAAAAACUCUCAGUUGCAAUGCUAGCGACCGGUUUUACUAGUUCCGUUGUAUUGCAUAUACUGCAAGAACACAAAACAAAUAAAUAUCGUAAUCGCAUCAUGGAUUUCAUUCAUUCAGUGCCUUCCAGCAACUUGAACUAUAAUGAUCAGAGUUAGAACAUUCCUGUUGGUGUUCGUAUUGUUUGUUUUAUAUAUCCAACGAAAUUAUGCUUCCACCAAAGUUCUUUAUGAAUUUCACAUCAAGGAGGUCUUCGGGGAGAGAGAUGAAAAAGGUGAGCUCAAGGAUACGUCCGAGGAUUCUGGCGAGAAACCCGAACUGAUCAUCACGGGCAAACGCACCUCCUCAUACUUUUUGACCGGCCAAGAGACCAACUAUGUGUAUGUGGAAACGGCCACCUAUGUGGCCGACAACAGUGGCUAUCAUGUCAAGUACAACUUUUCCCUGGACCCCCUGGAGAUUGACAAACGUCUCAACGGACAAACACUUAAAAGCACCGUUGGUUAGACGGCACAUCAAGUAUUAAAUUAGUGACUAAGAAACUAGUUGUAGCAAAUACUAAUUUAUUUAUUAAAACUUAGAAGUUCCCCGAAGUUCUAGCGCCAUUGGAAAAAAUAAACGAAAACUUUGAAAAGCAA